AUGUCUAGUAGAGGGAAAGAAGAAGAGCAACGAGAUAGACAUAGCCACAAACGUCGCAGCAGAGAAGGAAGUAGUAGCCAUGGGGAGAGAGACUCCAAUGAGAGGAAGAGGAGGAGAAGCAGCAGUGGUGGUAGUAACAUGUCUCAAGAAAUCCAAAAGAUUAAGCAUGUUGAGAUUUUGUAAGUAAAAAGUUUUUUUUUUUUUUUUUUUUUACACAAUCCACGUUGAAUGAUGCUGCCAGGCCUUUCACAUAUCACCCCUCUGUCAGUUCUUAGUCAUGCAUCAUGAAAGAUUCUAAGUUAUAACCAGUUGCCUAAUAAUAUGGAUUAAAAAUAAAGACUAAAGUCCGUAAAGUUCAGCUUUUUACACAUGCAUUUCUACUGUGGAUACACCGAAAGUGAAACACCUGUUUUGAGAUGAUUACCAAAUGUACAACAAAAUGUGAAAACUGGUUUUGUGACAGAAAAUUGCAAUCAAAUUUGGAUCAUUGGAUCUACAAGCUGUUCCCCCACGAAUUAAAUCCUUGAAUAUUUUUGUUCCCCCAGAAAACCACCUGACAUUAAUUUAAAAAUAUUUAAAUUAUCUUUAUUAUGGUUAAUGGUUAAUAUCGGUAUCAUUAUAGGCAAUGUAUCUAUUGCUGAAAAGGCUAAAUAUCGACCGAUAAUAUCGGCUAGACUGAUAGUCUGUUGAUCCCAAAUAAAAACGUUAAAAACUGUUUGAUGCUGAAUCAAAGGACAGCACCAGGGGACUCCAGACACUAUAGCCAGUUCAAUUAGAUGAUGCAGUGUCCUUUAAAAUGUUGACAGACAACUUAUCUGUUUAUGGUUCUUUGGGGUUCACAUUUUACCUUCUUAUCCAUAUAUAACAUCUGCUCUGCCCCCACUCCCCCUCUUAUUUUUGUAAAAUAUUUAAUGUCUAGAGAUCUACAUCGACUGGUAAUCCGUUGGUCUAAACUUACAGACUUACCUAAUUUUAUGGCCCGUCCGAUUUUAAAUUACAAAGAUUACCUUAUAGAGGCUGAUUUCAUACUUUGUGUUUGAGCCUUAUGCCUUUGCUCUUCAAAAUGAUUGCAUAGUUAAAACUGACCUAUAAUUUUAUAUGGAUUAUGUAGGUAAUACAUUAAAAAUUACUAUAAAAAGAAAAUGUUCCAUAACCCUUCCACACCAGAAUGAGACAGUUUAAUCAGUAAUGCAAAGUGUUUAUUGUGCUUAGAAUGACUUUUUAAAGCUCUCACAGGAUUACAGGGGGAAAUAUCUGGUACCACCGAAUUCUUAGGGUAUCUUAUCACUUUAGAUCCUCUGGAGGCUUAUCGGUUCCCCAUUAUAUUUUUAGAUCAUUCAAGGUUUCCAAAUUGUUUUUUAUAGAGUGCGGCAUCUUUCAGUUUUUGUUAGGUCAACUUUGAGGAGAAAAAUUCUGGAAAUGUAUACAUUUCAGGAGUUUUUAAUAGGAAUAUCACUUUAACAAUAUGUAUUUUCAUACAGAGCAGAUUUAUCACAAUGCAUUGAUAAUAUAUAUUUAAAAGCACUGUCACUUUAGUUAUUGCAGUGACUUAAUGCAAGAGAGUCUAUAUAUUGUAAAGCAAAUGAAGUGAUCACAUAUCCCCUCCUUCUAGACAUAUAAUUAAUUGCUUUUGAUUGGCAUCAAAUGGUGUUGACCAAAGAUCAUGCAUUAUAUACAGUUAGACAAUUUAUUUUAUAUAGGUCAAGCCUUAAAAAUUAAAGUUAAGUGCAAAGUGAGUUAUAUUUAUCAAUAAAAUAAAUGCUUAUAUAUGAUUUAAAAUCCAAUUUUGUAUAAAAAUGUAUGCAGUCCACAAAUCAAUUCUGCGUAUUAAAAUCACAAUAAUAUUUACAGAACUUAAAUAAAUGUAUGUGUGUGGAAAAUAAUAGUUCUGUAAAUCUAAGUGAAAUGUACUUUUGUAUUAGAGAACAUACUAAUUUUUUGUGGACUUUAAUGACUUGUCUAUUAUAAAUAUACAUUUUGCUCUCUUUAAGCUAUGAGAAACCGCCACCAGGAUUAAUCAAGGUAAUGGACGGAAUAUGCAAGAUAAGUCUUAAGUGAAAUAAUGUGAAUGUUAGUUAUCAUUCCUUUUUUAUUAAUCUAUUCAGUGUACUGUGCUGCAUGAAACAAGUUGUCUGUUUUUAGUGCCAUGCCACAAAUCCUCCAGGGAUACAAAUGUAUUAUAACCAACAUGCUUCUAGAGUCCAAGCACAAAGUAAUGACUUAUUUAAGAAAUUGUUCUAUAAAACAUCUCAAAAUAUUUUUUAUCACUCACAACAAGCCUGUGCUGUUUGUGUUUCUCUGUAUGCUGUACAAUAAAAGUGAUAAACUGAGAAACGUGCUUUCAAGAAUCAGAAGUUGGAAUGAGUCUUGUUUCACUCAGAUAAUGCUCAGUCAUAUCAGAUGUUUAUAUGUACAAAAAGACACUAAGGCAAAAUAACAUUACAAACCUUAUGCCUAAAUUUUCUCCUUCAUAUUAUUAAUUAACAACUUCAGGGCAUGUUUCAGAGCUCAGUAUUUUUGAUAAUCCAGCAUGAAAUAGGCUGUGACUAUUUGUGUAAUUUGCAUUUGUAGUUAAUAUUAAAACUGCUUUCUGCAAAGGCACAGACAGGGCAUUUUAUGCAAAUAGAGAUACAUUUAAUCUGUUUCUUUGGUACAAUGAAAUGUCCAAAUGAAUGUCUGUGUGCAUAUUUACCCAUCAAUUGUUUGGUACCAAAUUCUUGCAAGUUAAACAUGGAUUCUUUUCUGUCUAACAUAGUACCAGAGACAUUAAUUUGUAGAAUGCCUGACCAUCAGAGCUACUUUGACUGAAAGGUCCGGAUAUUUGAGAUAUUACGUUAUAUUUCCUUGAAAUGAAUACAUGAUUAAAGGGACACUAUAGUCACCAGAACAACUACAGCUUAUUGAAUUUGUUCAAGUGAGUAGAAUCAUUACCUUCAAUCUUUUUGCUGUAAACACUGUCUUUUCAGAGAAAAUGCAGUGUUUAUAUUACAGCCUAGUGAUAACUUCACUGUUCACUCUUUAGAUGGCUGUUAGAGAUCCUUCCUGGGUCAUAGCUGUCUAAAAUGCAUCCAAACAUUCAGUGUCUCCUCCCUCUGCAUGCAGACACUGAACUUUCCUCAUAGAGAUUCAUUGAUUCAAUUCAUCCCUAUGAGAAGAUGCUGAUUGGCCAGGGCUGUGUUUGAAUUGUGCUGGCUCAGCCCCUGAUCUGCCUCUUUGUCAGUCUCAGCCAAUCCUAUGGGGAAGCAUUGGGGGUUGGAUCAGGCUACCACUUCUGCUGAUGUCAGCAGGCAGUGGGCAGGUUUAAAGGAAACAGGGACAUGUAAGCAGCUUCAGGCUUGAAUACAGGUAAGAUUUUACUAUAUUUGGGGAGGCAUGAGGGGACCGGGGGGCUAGAUGGUGGUUUUAACCAUAUAGCGUCAGGAAUACAUGUUUCUGUUCCUGACUCUAUAGUGCUCCUUUAAGGACAAUGGCAUAUAUUUUUGCAGCAAUGUAUAGUUUGAUGUAUUAAUGCAUGAUGGUUAAAAUAAUCACAAAAAUGGGAGAUUUAUGCUUAACUGUGAUCUUUUCUCUUAGGAAGAUGAACCUAAACCAGAAGAUUGCAUACCAGAUUUGCCUGGUAAUGAGCACGCUAGAGAUUUUUUGGCUCAUGCCCCUACUAGAGGCCUGUGGAUGCCUUUAGGCAAAGAAGUCAAGGUCAUGCAGUGUAAGUUUUGUUGUUGACUUCACUUUUAGCUAACAGCUGUUAUUUUGUCUAUGUGUAGUGUAUGGUGUUACCAAUAGACAGUCUGUUGUCAAAAAAUUAAAAUUAAAUUUAACUUUAAUAUUCAGUUAGGUUUAUUCAAUGUGAAUAAGCACUAACAAAAUAAUAUAAAAAAUUAUAGCUGCCCUGCACAAAUGUGGUUCCCCCUCACUUGAACGGAAACCAAGCAACCAGGCAUAAAACCAUUUCUGUAAAGUAUAGAGUGCAACGCAUAUACUUAAUGUUUUUUUCUUUUGUGCACUGGAGGAUCUCAAAACAUUAAAAAGACAAACAUACAAAACAAAAGUAUAAAAGUAUUUUGAUGUCUUACAAAAAUAGUAGACAAGAGGCUAUUCAUUUGGAAACUUCAGCCCCAAGAUAUAGAACAACGCAUAUGUUUUAAUAUAAGCUUUGAGUUGCCCAUAUAAAUAACAUGAUCCUCACCACGCCUCAGAAUAUGUAGCAACUGCCUACUUAGAAGGGUAGGCGCUCAGAUGUCCUCACAGUGUGUCCACUUAAUGGGUUACACUAUCCCCUUUUGCUGUGUGUUUCCACUGAUCUCCGGGCACAGGAAACUAUACCAAACAGGACAAAAAGGAGAGCAGAUCACGCUUUAAAAAAAAAAGAAUUGCUUUCCAUGCCAAAGCAAUCAAAAAAGCCUGUGUUGACAGGCGAUGUACACGUAACGUGAUGUGGUGCCGUUGCCGCAGGUGUGGUUAACUUAGCAGACACCCUAUGGAACGCUAAAUGUUAAUCCAUUUCAAAUUGAAUCCAGAAUGUCUAAACUCGGAGACUAACAGGGCAUUUCUACCAAGAGUGAAACUGAACCCACUCAUUUACCUGAGGUUUGGGUGACCUGCUGUGGAUCCGGUGGAGUGGAUACUUUAUGGCAGUGGGUUUCUGGCUCUUUGCCUCCGUGGGAUCCGUUCUGCUGUAUACCUGGGUGGCCUUGCUUUCCCCCUGGGUGGACGUGGAUUAAAUGCCUUGCGUUUAGAGAUUAAAGCCCAAAUUCAAUAUCAAGGUCUAAUGGAAAAGGGGGAUUAUUUUAAAGAAAAUAAUAUUGUUACCUAUAACAAGAUAUGGACAAACUGGUUUGAUUAAUAUAUAGAAAAGAUUGCUUAUCUCUAGUAAAAAAAAAAAGCCCUUGCAUAGCUACAUUUGUUUGGUAAAACACUGUUAUCUCGAAAAUGGUUCUUGGCUGAAUUAAUAUUAUUAAUGAAGCGAUAUUGGUAUCGCCAAUUCUUUUGUUCCCAAAGGAUGUCCUUAUGUCUUUGUUUUUAUAUGUUUAUGAUGUACCUGACAUUUAUGUUAUAUUUGUUAUAUUUUGUGUAUUAUAUACUUCUCUGCUGAUUUAAUUCUAGAUAAUUGGUUUAAUUUAAGACUAUAUCAGCUUUAGAUACUAGCUCGUAAUGAUUAUCUAUUUAAGAAAUUAUCCAGACGUGACUGUAAUGGGAUAAUCAAAUAUAUUAUACUUGUUGUUCUCCUUUGAAAGAUGAAGUUGAACCCAAAUGCUUAAAGGGACUCUCCAGUGCCAGGAAAACAAACCGUUUUCCUGGCACUGCAGGUCCCCUCUCCUUCCCACCCCCCCAUCCCAAGUUGCUGAAGAGGUUAAAACCCCUUCAGUGACUUACCUGUAUCCAGCGACGAUGUCCCUCAGCACUGGUUCAGGGUCUGCCCCCGCUGCCGCCAUCCGCGGGGGAGACCUAUUGUGCAUGCGCAGCCAGCGACAGGGGGAUUUCAGCAAUGCUGGAGGUCCUCACAUAGCGUGAGGACGUCCAGCGACGCUAUAGCACAGACAAUCUGUACUAUAAACCCAGAAGUGCCCUCUAGUGGCUGUCUAGUAGGCAGCCACUAGAGGAGGAGUUAACCCUGCAAGGUAAAUAUUGCAGUUUAUGAAAACCGCAAUCUUUACAGUUGCAAGGUUAAGGGUAGUGGGAGUUGGCACCCAGACCACUCCAAUGGGCAGAAGUGGUCUGGGUGCCUGGAGUGUCCCUUUAAUUUUGUAAAAUUUUAAUAAAAAAUGCCUAUGUUAAAAGUAAGUAAUAAACUAUACAGUGUGUCCUACAACCAAGCUUCAUAUGGUACAUGGAGUCUUGGUCCACGAUGUUCAUAGGAGAGUUCCUGAUUUCAAAAGAGAGUGGAAUAGCAAGAUCACUAAGGAUAGACCUAAGCAGACUUUUCUAGAUACAUGUUUUUCAUAUAUAAUGCCUAGGUGCUCUUAUACAGGCGACACAUAAAUCCACAGUAUUAAAACUAUUUUGACACUCACAGGACUUGUUGCAAAAAAUGUAGAGAAUGUGUUUAUUCCAGAUUUAAAAAAAAUGUUUCUGACUUCAUCGGCUCCUUUCUGAAGAUUUGUCUUGCGAAAGGACCCGGUGAGAUCCAUAACAUGUUUUCUAUAUUUUUGCCCGUGAGUGCAAUAUUAUUAUUAUUUUUUUUUCUCAUACAGUGGAGUUGUGUAAUAUGCACAUGGAAGACUCUUCUUUAUUAACUUAUAUUUUAUUGAGAGUUUAUAAGUAAUGCAGUAUACAAAAGGGUGGAAUAUCCUUAAUUUUUAAGUAUACAAAAGUAUAUAAGAAAACAAAAAAAUCAGAAAUGAAAAAGUAGUGAUUUUGAACAUGAAAUUAGAGCAGUCGUUUGCAUCAGUUACAUUAGUUGUGUUAUCCACAAUGAAUAUAGGAACAUAACAUGUACACUAUGUACAUGACAGAGUGUUCAGUGAACUGUUUUGCCAGUUGCCACCAAAGGUCUUAGAUCUUUAGAAAUAUGGAUUUUUGAACAGAGAUUAGCACUGACAUGAAUAAGACUAACAUUUUGAAGUAAAGAAAGAUAUUACAGGCUUAGAGUUUAAUUUAACUUUUUUUUUUUUUUUUUAUCAAUUCUUUAUUUUUGCAUUGACAGACAUUGACGGUGAUAACAGUUUUGGCUUACGCAGAAUAAUUUUACUUUUUUAAUUUUCUCUAUACACACGGUUGUACACUAGGGGGAAACCUAUGCAUAUGUAUAGAGAAACAGACUUUUGUGAAAACAGCAAGAUUAACAGGAUGUAUUAUACCUCGUUUGCUGAACUAUUCACAAAUUUUCAAUGUCAAAUUAAGUUGCCAUUUAUUUUUUGUUUUGUAGGUUGGAGGUGUAAGCAGUAUGGCCACAGAACUGGUGACCGUGAAUGCCCUUACUUUAUAAAAGGCAAUCAAAAGAUUGAACAGUUCAGAGUGGUAAGUUUUUAGUUUUUUUUUUGUUUGUUUUUUUAUGUAUUGGUUAAUAUAACGGAGAUAAGUGGAUAUAAAUUGUAUGAAGCAUCUUGUUGUGUUUAAUAUAUCCUUUACUCAGAGAAAUAGUUCAAACAUUAGUUUAUACAGUGCACCUUGCACAAUUUUAACCUCUACAAUUUCUAUCCAAGUUUAAGUGAUAGAUUUUUAAAUUACAGACUUAUUUCCAACAUGAUAUUUCAAUGUAUAUAUAUUUUUAUACAUUUACAUUGGGAGAAAUUAAUGUUUUAGUGCAUUGACACAUGCAAAACUUGAGUAAUGCUUGUUUAUUUUGUAAAAUAUGCAAACUCAAAAUACAUGUACAACAAGCGAAGAGUAAGAUCAUCUGAAAAUUUUUUUUGCUUUUCAUCAAGGUUAAAAAAAGAGAAUAUUCAUCCUCACUGUAAUUUUUAUUUUCUUGGCUUUUUAACUGGUAGCAUUACUUUGGAAUUAUAUAGUCCAUUUUAUUUAAGUAGAUAGAAGCCAGACCACGUCUUGGGAUAAUGAUAUUCAACCCAUAAGAGUAUUUAUCUUUGCAUUCGCAUUAUGAGUUUGAGACUGUUUGAAACUGAGUCACUUUGAAAAUAUUGUCCAGGUACUGGCAUAUUUUGAUUCUCUAAAGUCUCAUGAAAUCUAUAAGGGUUGCACCUUAGUGACCGUAUGAUGAGAUUUACACAAAAGAAGGUGCUUUAAACUGAAAAUUCCUUUUCAUAUAGAAGAUUGUCAGGAUCUUGAAAUGCGGGAUGUUCGUGGAGAUGAGGUAAUAUGCAUCUGAGAUUUUUUGACAUUAUCCAAACUCCUUUGGAUAUCAUUGAACUGGUGGCUAAACUCUCCCUGGUAGUACAUGCUAUGUUAUCUAUAUAAACUUAUAUAUUUUGGGGAUUAAUACCCUCCUCUUGAGGACAUGAAAAUAAUGUGUUGUACAAGAGGGGAGGAACCAUUAUACUUUUUCAAUCAAUUGAAUAAAUGCAGUAAUCUGUGAUUUAUUGUCUGUAGACGUGCCUUACUAAAAACUGGAGAACAUAUGUCAUACUUACAUUCACCACCAUCGGUAAGCAUAUUUCCUGUGCAAAGUGUAGCUCUGGUUCACAGGAAAACAUAGGAAAUAACCCUUUUUAUUUAGUGAUGAUUCUCAACUCCCAGAUCUCACUGCUCCUUCCUUCCAUCCUGCAUGUGGCAGGGACUGUUCAGUGAGAAAGAGGAGCAAAAAUCAGUGACAGGUUUUGGGGUGCACACCUUUAUCCAAGCAUGAUCACCUCCAGCUUUAAAUUAUUAUGGAGGAAUUAAAUUGGGAAGGAAAAGUGGAAUAGGGUGUCUAAUGACAGGCAGGUAGAUGGAGUGAGGAAGAGGGUGAAGAUAAGGAGCGACAGUGCAUUAAUGAGGGAAACGCUGUAGAUUGGCUGGUGUUGUGAAUUAUAUUGUGAUAGGGGAGAGAGCUGGCCUGUGUUGCAGCACAAAUGGGAUGAACUGUAAAAAGAGAAAAAAAAAUACAUUAGGGCUUAAGGGGCACUCAAGGCUAAUGGCAUUCUCCUAUUUUUCAUGUAUUAUCCAGAAUUUGUUAAAACGGCAGACUGCACCAAGGAAGCAGCAUUCAACCAUUUAGUGUCUCUCCUUUAUAACUUGUGAGAGUAGCAGUGCUUAUGUAUAUGUGUGACAUUACCUAGGUUCUGAAUUUGGUCUAGACAUUUGUUUGCACAACAGUUACAUACAACGUGACUUCAUUUUCUGUUAAUGCAGCUUUAUCUUUGGACUGUAUUCUACCUUUAAACACACGAAAAAUGAAUUAAUAUGCUGCUGAAGCUUUGUCCCAAUGUUCCAUGCCAAAAGUGUGUGCAUUAUAUCAUCGUUCAAGUAGCUGAUAUGCUUUUUAGACAGUGAAAUGUAUAAUAUUCAAAAGUAAUAGAAAACUAAUAAAAUAUCUUGUGUUUUUCCUAAGGCUCAUGAAGAUCCAAUGUAUGGUUUAAUAAAAGAGAGAGAACAUCAGGAAAAGCAAAUGAGGUAAUAUCUGGCGAUGUGCUAGCUUCAGCAACCUCUGCUUUUGUCAGCAUCAGUUUUUUUUUUUUUUUAAUUAGGUUUUUUUUUUUAUGGGGGGGGAUGUGAUGUCAUAUUAAAGAGACAGUAUAUGAGAGAGAAAUCAAAUGUAUAAUUGUGUUGAAUUACGAUAAGUAACACAUAAUUUCUGUAUUUGUCAUCAACCGAAAACAAGUUUUGGAAUAUUAUUGCACGCUUCCACAAAGCCUAGAUGUUGAAUUGGAAACUAAAUAUUUCAGGAAGAAAACCCAUUGAAUGAUGAAUAGGUAAAGAGGCAGUGUUAAAGGGGGAAAAAAGCGGAAACCGAACAAGUAAAAUUAAUGUAGAUGGGACUGCUGUGUGUACCUCAGGCUUUUUUUUUAAAAUAUACAUCCAGGAAUGUAUGUGGUAUCCAGCAUUGUUCCUUUUUAAAAAUUAAUCGCUGUCAUGACUUGCCAAAACUCAUGUAAUUACAAUGUAAAAAAUUUGAUGCAAAUAUUUUAAUUUUUUUUUGCAACAUUAACCCCUUAAGGACACAUGACGUGUGACAUGUCAUGAUUCCAUUUUAUUCCAGAAGUUUGGUCCUUAAGGGGUUAAAGGACCACUAUAGUGCCAGGAAAACAUACUCGUUUUCCUGGCACUAUAGUGCCCUGUGGGUGCCCCCACCCUCAGGGACCCCCUCCUGCCGUGCUCUAGGGGGAGGAAGGGGUUAAACUUACCUCUUUCUCCAUCGCUGGGCGGGGAGCUCUCCCCUCCGCCUCCUCUCCUCCUCUGCGGCUGAAUGCGCAUGCGCGGCAGGAGCCGUGCGCGCAUUCAGCCAGUCCAUAGGAAAGCAUUCUCAAUGCUUUCCUGUGGACGCUGGCGUCUUCUCACUGUGAAAAUCACAGUGAGAAGCACGGAAGCCCUCUAGCGGCUGUCAAUGAGACAGCCACCAGCCUUCUCUGUAACUGCUAUGCUUAUAGAAAAAAAGGUUAAACCUAGCUGGACCAGGCACCCAGACCACCUCAUUAAGCUGAAGUGGUCUGGGUGCCUAUAGUGGUCCUUUAACAAGUUUGUGCACGUUAACAUUUUUUUUUUUUUCUCAGGAUCGAGCAACUGAAAAAACUACUGGAGGACUCCACAUCUGAUGAAAGUAGUGAUAGCAGCUCCAGUUCGGCAGGAUCAAGGGAAAAGCACAAGAAAAAGAAAAAGAAAAAAGACAAGAAGAAGAAGAAAAAGAAAAAAAAGAAGCGCAAGUCUUGCCACAGAAACUCUGAUUCAGACUGA
This is a messenger RNA of Pelobates cultripes (western spadefoot toad), 10263 nucleotides long. Lineage: Eukaryota; Metazoa; Chordata; Amphibia; Anura; Pelobatidae. The record is from the annotation of a GenBank genome assembly.